This is a messenger RNA of Phaeodactylum tricornutum CCAP 1055/1, 774 nucleotides long. RefSeq lists its product with no specific name. The record is from RefSeq and is a predicted model, not a curated record. The annotation marks the transcript as partial. The transcript has 3 exons. Lineage: Eukaryota; Bacillariophyta; Bacillariophyceae; Surirellales; Neidiaceae.
AUGGCUUUGCCGUGUCAGCUGCUGGGAAUGAACUGCGCCACGCCUACCGAAUUUGCACUAUCGUGGCCGGACUUUUGCCAACGAGGUGGCGGCACAGAUAUUCACGCCGAUGGUUGGGGACUUGCUUACUACCACGGACACGGUGUCAGACAAUUCCACGAUACGGAAGCGGCGUCUUCGUCACCUCUGGCACAUUUUCUGGGCCAGCAAUCAAUUAAGACCCGGAACAUGCUAUCGCACAUUCGAUACGCGACAUCCGGUGCUGUGGAGCUGGCCAAUCUACAUCCUUUCAGUAGAGAGAUGUGGGGGAUUCAAUGGUGCUUUUGCCACAACGCUUCUUUCUCACAAAUCGAAUCGCUAGAUCCCACAUAUUUUCCAGUCGGUAAGACGGACAGUGAGGCCCUGUUCUGUGCUCUUCUCAAUGCUCUUCGAGCAGAAUUUACGGAUACCAUGCCCAGUCUUCCCGUCCUAUAUGAUGCACUCAAAAAGCUGUGUGAUGAAGUUGUCAAAUACGACCCGAGCGGUACGAUACUAAAUUUCAUGCUCACUUGUGGGCCGAAUGUGCUAUGGGUGUAUAGCUGGCCUGGCAAACGUCCAGGCGGCAAAGUAUGGAACGGGCUACACUACACGGUUCGUGGGUCUUCCACCCAGCUUGCCGAUAGCGACUACUCGGUUGGAGUUUCCUUACCAGGAUCGGAGGAUGACCGAGUUUGCAUCGUCGCAACCAAGCCACUGACAGAGGAUGAAGAAUGGGUCGAGUUGAAACCGGCUGAG